AUGGGCUGUUUGGCCAGCGCCUAUGUCCAGUGCAAGCGAAUACUUCCGUCGCGGCGCGCAAGUGUGGGAGUCUAUUUAGUGGGCUACAAUCGGCCCAGCCGAUCCAUUUAAUUAAUUCGGCUCUUCUAUUUAACACUCAAGGCUGAAGUUAAAAUAUUAGUGAGUGACAAAAUUUUCUUGAAACGCUGGGAGGAAAAUAUGCGGCGUAUUUUACUUCUGGUUUGUAUUGCGGCUGCACAUGGCCAGCCAAGUGUGAAGGCGGAUGAUGAAGGUAGCGGUCAUGCUUCUGAAUUUCAAUAUCAAGAACCUCAGCGGCGAUAUUCACCCAAUUUCCAAAAUCUGCUCCACUCUAUGACCUCUUUCAAUCCUACGUUCAACGCGUCUGGAAAAUGCGGGGAACACUCAAGAAUUGCGAAAGCUGCAGCCAAUAAUUUGGAACUGUGGGCUCUACAAAUGUUUGACUCGACUGGACGGGUUCCGCCGUCGCUGCUGAACGGAAAUGUGAACCAGUACGGUGAUUUUGACCAAUGUCUCCAAAUCGAGCACACUUUGUCCGAGUCGGGUGAAACGAUCAAGGGACAGUACGCGCUCGCCUUCCUCGACUUGCAGGUCAGAGAUCAGGAGGUUGCUGACCUGCAAAUCAAACACCUGCUGGCGUUGGCACAUUCGUAUGACGUCAUUCGCAGCAAUUUUUCUGACCCCGGACAUAGAAUACCUAGGUAUUCUACAAUCAACUGGGGAAUAUGCGUGCCCUCAACUUGUAGUGCUAAGGAUAUAGAGCAAGGUUUAAAAAAAGCCCUAGCACCCCUAUCUGAUGUUCCUGAAUUCAGGCUGGCAAUAAAAGUCGAUGAACAAAUGAUGUACAAGGCUCAGAUCUUUAGUCCUGACGCCACUACGUGCUUAGUAAUCUGCCUCUUUUUGGUUCUAAUUUCAACAGUCAUAAUUGCAUCACUAGUAGACAUAUCUGACAAGGAAGUAAAAUUACUUAGCAAAUGGAAGAGAAUGCUGCUUGCAUUCUCGCUUCGCAGGACGUGGGCAGAGCUAAUUAACACUAAAAGUGCCUCGGAUGACAUCAGUCCCGUCCAUGGUUUGCGAUUUAUCAACGCUCUGGGACUGCUGCUGUGCCACAAAUCAAUGGCUCUGUUUUUCUACCCUUACAUCAAUAGAACUGUCAUGACCAUGCGUUUUACCAAACCAUGGACUGUGAUGGGGAGAACAGCAAUUUUGUACACCGAUUCUUUCAUUGUAAUUAGCGGCAUGCUCGUCGCUUACUCGUUUGUUAAGGAGUUAGACAAGAAAGGAAAUUUGAGUUUUAAGUCAAAGCUGAAAUCGCGCUUCCUAAGAAUUUCUCCAAAUUUCGUGGCCAUAAUCCUGUUCUGCACAUACAUUUUGCAACUGAUGGGCUCAGGACCGCAGUGGAAUUUGGUCGUCAAACACUAUUCAGACAUUUGCAAAAGUCACAUGUGGAAAAAUUUCCUCUUCAUUCACAACUAUUUUGGAUUUGAAAAUAUGUGUUUGACGCACACACAUCAGUUGGGCAUUGACAUGCAGUUAUUUGCGGUGAGCCCUGUCCUGAUUUACCUUCUUUGGAAGUGGCCCCGAGGAGGCUCGACUGUUUUAAUUCUUAUAGCUUCCUUCUCUACCUGGUUGCGGUUUUCUGUUACAUUGAACAACGAGCUCUCAAGUAUUAUCUACUUUGGAAACACAGUCAAGAAAAUGUUCGACACCUGCAACAAAUCCUACAUUCUACCGUCACAUCGCUUGACUGUCUACAUUAUGGGAAUUUUAACUGGAUUUUACUUGCGAAGAAAUCCAAAGGGAAUCAAAUUCACAUUAACCACAGAGUUGCUCACUUGGGCUUUCAUUGGACUGAUCUGCAUUUACCCCUGGUUUAGUCCGUACCACAUGUCGAGGCUUGACUACAGAUACAAUGUCUGGGAGGCAGCAAAUUACGCUGCCUGGGCUCCAAUUCUAUGGUCAUUAUUCAUCAUAUGUCUAAUUUUUGUGUGCCACAAAAGAGGAGGUUGGGUAGGAGCUUUCAUGAGAUGGAGAGGAUUUCUCAUAUUCACCAAGAUAUCGUAUGCUGUUUACCUGACCCAGUUCCCUAUCUACUUCUACAACGUCGGCACUACAAAGUUUGCGGGGCAUUCUAAUAUGUCUGAUUUGUUUGUAAUAUCAGAAGUUUUGACAGUACUUGUUGCUUCUGUCGUUUUGACUCUCCUAGUGGAUUUGCCAUUCCAAGAAAUUAAGAAAAUACUGACAGAAAAAGGUUUGUUGAAAAAUAAUAAUGCUUCUGAGAAAAUAACUAAAUUGAAUUUUGCAGAUUUGAAAGAAAAAAUUGAGCCAGAUCAGACUGUUGCCGUGGAGAAUAAUAAGGUCAAAAGUUCAGCUUCUUGUCGCAAUAGCGGAAGUAAAGAGGAGCGCGAGUCAUCACGAUUAUCAAAACGUUCUCACAAAACGCCAAGCGGUUGAGCCGGUUGACCAAUUGAAAUUUUUUUCAUUUAACUGACUUUGAGACAAGACUAUAUAGUAAAUAUGCUUUGGAUGUUGUGUUAAGUGCAAGAGUCUAUUUUAUAGUUAAGUUGUCAUAUUAUUUGAUUUCUAAUGUAAUAAAGUUUGCUGUUUCUAAACCCUGGCUGUAUUUUAUAUAGUUAAAUUAUAUUUAAAUAAAGCAGGAAGCAUGAUGGGUAAGGAUUUGCAGCUGUAGAAUAAUAA
Messenger RNA from Neocloeon triangulifer, 2715 nucleotides. RefSeq names its product nose resistant to fluoxetine protein 6 (gene drd). Gene Ontology annotation, molecular function: acyltransferase activity, transferring groups other than amino-acyl groups. Bases 199 to 2472 code for a protein of 757 amino acids. The transcript has 13 exons. Lineage: Eukaryota; Metazoa; Arthropoda; Insecta; Ephemeroptera; Baetidae. The record is from RefSeq and is a predicted model, not a curated record.